Molecule: messenger RNA, 1170 nt
Organism: Quercus lobata
Lineage: Eukaryota; Viridiplantae; Streptophyta; Magnoliopsida; Fagales; Fagaceae
Product: probable inactive purple acid phosphatase 29
Exons: 3
Coding region: 1-1170 (389 amino acids)
Cellular component (GO): cytoplasm
Molecular function (GO): hydrolase activity, acting on ester bonds
Source: RefSeq, a predicted model, not a curated record
AUGAAAGUGGGUUGUUCUUCAAAUUUUGUGGAGGCAGUACUGCUCUGUCUCAUUUUGUUCCCGAUCGGCAUCUUGGCUGACAUGCUACUACGUUUUAGGAAAGAUGGAACCUUUAAGAUACUGCGAGUGGCAGAUAUGCAUUAUGCAAACGGCAAAAACACGACUUGUGAAGAUGUGUUUCCGAGCCAAGAGCCUUAUUGCUCUGACCUCAACACCACUGCCUUUCUCGAAUGCACGAUCCUUGCUGAGAAUCCCGAUCUCAUUGUUUUCACAGGAGAUAAUAUCUAUGGGUUCGACUGUCACAAUCCAAAGAAGUCUCUGAGUGAUGCAUUUGCACCAGCAAUCGCAUCCAACAUCCCAUGGGCUGUCAUUAUGGGAAACCAUGAUGAUGAGUCUUCACUCUCAAGGGAAGACGUAAUGAAAUAUACGGCUACGUUAAAGAACACACUGUCUAAAUUUAAUCCUGAGAGUGCUGAUUAUAUUGAAGGUUUUGGAAACUAUAACCUGGAAGUUGGUGGAGCUGAGGGCUCUAAGUUUGAAAACAAAUCGGCCCUCAAUCUCUACUUCCUAGACAGUGGCAAUAAUGCAGACUGCUGUGCGGAUAGAGAUUUUCCAUCGCCAGGGCCGUCGGAGGUUCAUCGAAUUGUAUAUGGCUAUGAUUGGGUCAAAAACUCUCAACAAUUUUUGCUCCUACAGACUUCUAAAAGGCUUCAGCAAGAAUACAUGGCCGAUGCAGAGGCCCUAAAAUUGAGAGUAGCUGCACCUGCACUUACAUUCCUUCACAUUCCUCCGCCAGAAUUUAACAGUAGUAUGUUGUCGAAAAAAGUUGGUGUGCAACAAGAAGGUGUUAGCAGUCCUUCUGUGAACUCUGGCUUAUUCACAUCCUUGGCUGGUGCAAAAGAUGUGAAGGCUCUUAUUGUUGGCCAUGAUCACAUCAAUGACUACUGUGCUGAACUAUUUGGUUUGCAACUCUGUUACGGUGGAGGAUUUGGACACCAUGCUUAUGGUCUGGCUGGAUGGGCAAGGAGAGCAAGAGUUGUGGUUGUGAACUUGGACAAAACCGAAAAUGGCUGGGGACCAGUCCAGUCAAUCAAAACUCGGAAGCGCCUUGAUGAUGCAAAUUUCACCGCCAUUGAUGAUCAGCUACUCUGGGAUUUGGAGUAUGCCUAG